Molecule: messenger RNA, 3761 nt
Organism: Amaranthus tricolor (Joseph's coat)
Lineage: Eukaryota; Viridiplantae; Streptophyta; Magnoliopsida; Caryophyllales; Amaranthaceae
Product: protein transport protein SEC24 B-like
Exons: 26
Coding region: 362-3598 (1078 amino acids)
Biological process (GO): COPII-coated vesicle cargo loading; intracellular protein transport; endoplasmic reticulum to Golgi vesicle-mediated transport
Cellular component (GO): endoplasmic reticulum exit site; COPII vesicle coat
Molecular function (GO): SNARE binding; zinc ion binding
Source: RefSeq, a predicted model, not a curated record
UGAUACUUGAUUCAAAUUUCAAUCCGCAUCAACACGAUGUAAUUCAUAAAACCGAAUAAUAUGGAUAUGAAAUUGAUCCGGUUAGCCGAAUGCCCGAAUCAACACUAAAAUUACGUACUUCAUCAUACCAUUGAACUCUUACGUUUUUCUUUCUAUGUCUAAUUCUCGCUCCACUUUCCCGGCGACUUAAAAUUUCUGAUGGUCGCUAUCGCCGAAUUAUCAGGCGACAUCAAGUGGUAGUCUCUCCAGCAUGUGAUGUUGUUUAGCCGCAAAGUUUGAUUUGUGAUUGGUGGAUAUUAGAGCUUCUGGAAAAGUUUCUGAUUAUUGGGGCUAAGAAUUUGAGCUCUGUUGAUUUGAAUAAAUGGCUGCUCCUGUAACUCCAGGGGCACCUAGACCCAACAACUCGCACUCAGCAACAUCACCCCCGAAUUAUGCACCAAAUAUGAAUACGGUUUCUGAUUCAUCAUUAUUGCAAAAUUUCCAGAGCUUCCACAUCAAUCAGGAUCCAAAUGCCCGACCUGUUAGGCGUCCGCCUUUUGCCCAGGCCACUAAUUUCCCUCCAUCUGCUGCUGGGCAACCCUCUUCUUUUCCUGGGCCUUCACCUGUUCCCAGGCCUGGCUCUUCACCAUCAGGUGUAGCGCCUAUGGCCACAUCAGUUUCAUCAGGACCAAAGGCCCCACCUAAUAUGGUACCUAGUAGAGCCUUUGGUGGUCCUUCCCUGGGUGCGCAACCUCAAUCCUCUGCUUUCAGACCUUCUUCCCAAGGGCCUUUUGCGGCAGGUGGUAUGGCUCCACCUAGUAUGGUACCUGGUCGACCCUUUGGUGGUCCUCCCCUGGAUAUGCAACAUCAGCCCUUUGCAUCUAGACCUCCUUCUCAACUUAACACUCUUCCCAGAGCAUCUACGUUUGGUCCUCCCAGAUCUCAAAUUGUGGCUCCUUCUAUGGCGCAUCUCAGUGCCUUUGGGUCGCCCCCAAGUGCUACUGGUCAUGUUGCUCCACUGACUGCUACUCGAGGCCUUGUUAACAACGGAACUCCUAUGAUUUCGACUGGGGCAGUAUUGACUGGGUCUCAAUUUCCAGCUUCAGGAGGCCUUCAACAGCCCCCAGUUGGGCCCCCUCCAUCACCCUUUACAGGUGCAUCACCUCCUUCAGGAUCUCCAUUUGGUGUGCAGCCUCCUCCUCUUCACCAGGUGACUCCCUCGAUGCCUGGUUCUGUGCAACCACCUAGGAUGUAUGGUAUGCCACCACCAGGAACAACUCAAACCAUGGCUGCAAUGUCUGCUAUUAGUCAGACUGGGCCAUCAAAGAUUGAUCCUAAUCAAAUUCCGCGUCCCCUUCCAAAUUCAUCUGUUGUCGUGCAUGAAACACGGGUUGGAAAUCAGGCCACUUUUCCUCCGCCUGCUACAACUGAGUACGUUGUCAAGGACACUGGAAAUUGUAGCCCUCGCUACAUGAGGUGUACCAUUAAUCAGAUACCUUGUACUUCUGAUCUUCUUGGAACUUCAGGGAUGCAAUUAGCUUUAUUAGUUCAACCAUUAGCACUUCCACAUCCAUCCGAAGAGGUUAUCCAGGUAGUUGAUUUUGGUGAAGGUGGUCCAGUGCGAUGUUCACGAUGCAAAGCCUAUAUAAAUCCAUUUGUAAAAUUUAUCGAUCAGGGAAGAAAAUUCAUAUGUAAUUUUUGUGGUUUUACUGAUGAAACUCCUCGUGAUUAUCAAUGCAAUUUAGGGCCUGAUGGCCGGCGUAGAGAUGCAAAUGAAAGGCCUGAGUUGUGUAGAGGAACUGUCGAGUUUAUUGCUUCUAAAGAUUAUAUGGUACGUAAUCCAAUGCCUGCAGUCUUUUUCUUCCUUAUUGAUGUAUCCAUGAAUGCAUUACAAACUGGUGCAACUGCAGCAGCUUGCAGUGCUAUCAAUCAAGUUAUUGUUGACCUACCAGAUGGUCCGAGAACUAUGGUGGGAAUUGCAACAUUUAAUUCCACAAUACAUUUUUACAACCUGAAGCGUGCGUCACAGCAGCCAUUAAUGCUCAUAGUUCCUGAUGUACAAGAUGUUUAUACACCUCUUGAAACUGAUGUGAUAGUUCCGCUUUCAGAGUGCCGUCAGCAUGUGGGGUUAUUGUUGGAAAGCAUUCCAACCAUGUUUGAGACUAAUAAAAUGGCAGAUUCAGCUCUUGGUGCAGCAAUGAAGGCUGCAUUUUUGGCAAUGAAGAGUACUGGUGGAAAACUUUUGGUUUUUCAGUCAGUGUUACCAUCAGUUGGCAUUGGUGCACUUUCUGCUAGGGUGGCAGAAGGUGGAUCUAAUACUUAUGUUCAGAAGGAAGCCCAAAGAUUGCUCCAGCCUGCUGAUAAGACAUUCAAAGAAUUUGCUAUUGAAUUUGCUGAGUUCCAGGUUUGUGUGGAUUUUUUCAUCACCACCCAAUCAUAUGUAGACAUUGCUUCCAUCUCUGUUGUUUCAAGGAUUACUGGAGGACAGGUGUAUUACUACCAUCCCUUCUCAGCUGUCUCUGAUACAGCCAAGCUUUAUAAUGAUCUUAGAUGGAAUGUGACUAGACCACAAGGUUUUGAAGCAGUUAUGCGUGUAAGGUGCAGCCAGGGUAUACAAGUUCAAGAGUACUCAGGAAAUUUCUGCAAACGUAUUCCAACUGAUGUGGAUCUUCCGGCGAUUGACUGUGACAAGGCUCUCAUGGUAUCUCUUAAACAUGAUGAUAAACUACAAGAUGGCGCAGAAUGUGCUUUCCAGUGUGCACUUCUCUAUACCACUGUUUAUGGGCAACGAAGAAUUCGUGUUAGCACCCUUUCUCUUCAAUGCACAAGCAUUUUGAGUACCCUGUUUCGCUCAGCUGACUUAGAUACGCAAUUUGCAUGUUUCAUGAAGCAAGCUGCUGUUGGAGUUCCGACCACUCCACUCUUACAAAUCAGGGAGCAGGUGACAAAUCAUUGUGUCAACAUUCUGCAUUCUUAUAGAAAGUUCUGCUCAAAUUUAUCUGCAUCAUCAGCUGGCCAGCUUAUUCUUCCAGAGGCACUCAAGCUUUUGCCUCUGUAUACUUUAGCAUUAAUCAAAAGCACUGGGUUGCGGAAUGAUGGGCGUGUAGACGAUCGCUCCUUCUGGUUAAACUAUGCCUCUCCCGUGUCUACUCCAUUGGCAGUCCCACUGGUGUAUCCUAGGAUGUUCUCUGUCCAUGAUCUUGUAUCCAGGGAGUCAGACAGUUCCAUAAUUCCUUCUGUCAUCCCGCUCUCUAGUGAGCAUGUGAAUGAUGAAGGGAUUUAUCUUCUUGAAAAUGGGGAGGAUGCCUUGGUCUAUGUUGGGAAUUCUGUGGAUCCUAGUAUUUUACAAUCUGUGUUUGGUACAACCUCAAUUGAUGAAGUACCAAUUCAGUUUGUGUUGCAGCAAUUUGAUAAUCCACUAUCCAAGAAGUUAAAUGAGGUAGUAAAUGAGAUAAGACGACAACGGUGUUCCUAUCUCCGCUUCAGGUUGUGCAGGAAAGGCGAUGCUUUAGGAAUGUUGUUCUUCUCAUAUAUGGUGGAAGAUAAAAGCCCGAUGGGUCUCUCGUAUGUUGAGUUUUUGGUCCAUAUCCAUCGACAGAUUCAAGGUAAAAUGACUUGAGAAUAAUUAUGUAACCGUUUUUUAACAAGUAUAGGGAAUUACAGAAUUAGCUAGUGACCAUGGAUUUAAAUGGUUAUACAAACCAAAUUAUCGCUUUGAAUUGAGGUAUCAUAGAUCUUUUCUCAAUAUGAAUUUUGAAUAACUAUUUUUCCCUUUUUUGUAA